This is a messenger RNA of Magnolia sinica, 1047 nucleotides long. RefSeq lists its product as uncharacterized. The transcript has 7 exons. The coding region runs from base 673 to 1047 and encodes 124 amino acids. The record is from RefSeq and is a predicted model, not a curated record. Gene Ontology annotation, molecular function: shikimate kinase activity. NCBI's taxonomy places the organism in Eukaryota, Viridiplantae, Streptophyta, Magnoliopsida, Magnoliales, Magnoliaceae. Gene Ontology annotation, cellular component: chloroplast.
CGCCGUCUCCCUCUCCAUCUCCCUCUCUUUCGAUCUUCCGAUCUCAACCCUCUCUCUCGAUCUCCCUCUCCCUCUCCCUUCCUCCCCCUCGAUCUCCCUCUCUUUCGAUCUCCCUCUCCCGAUCUCAACCCUCUCGCUCGAUCUCCCUCUCACUCUCCCUCCCUCUCUCGAUCUCCCUCUCGUUCUGUGUAACAGGUGUGGAUCAGGGCCAGCUGUUUACAUCGGUAGAUAGGGUGAACAGCUUCUAGCACAAGUGGUGAAUGCGCCAGCUGCUGCAGAUCAGGGCCAAGCUGCUACUCCAGCAGUGGUCGCAGUGGUCAUUGCUCUAGUCCUUGCGCUAAUCUGCUUGCAGCCGCUAGGGCGGAGAAUCGUGGCCUUUUAUCAUCGUUGUUGUUAAUGGGGACCGGAAUCUGACACAGAGGCAGCGGACACUACUCGAAGAGUUCGUGAAAGAGGAGCAUCAGGGAGGAUAUGCUAAGGACACUACCGUUGCUGGGGUAUCCCGGAUUUUGGUUGAGCAUGCUAUGCAGGAAAUGGGGCACGCUCUAGUAGUACUAGUACCAAGGUGAUAGCGUUUUGCUGAUUGUUGCCCUCUGUUUUCACUCUGUAUUUGAGGGCAUUGGAAUUGGAGUUGCAGGUUGUGGAGACGGCGGACGCUUUACAGGAGGCUGGAUGUUUCGCAGUCAUUCUGGAAUGUGUGCCUGCACCUGUAGCUGCAGCUGCAACCUCAGGAAGGCAUUGGAGCUGGCCCUUUCUGCAGCGGCCAGCCUAGUCAAGGUCAAGCAGGCACAACGAAAAUGUUACCCAUCUGUUGCAACUAGAGGUGGUGCAGUGAUACGGCCAAUCAACUGGAGAUAUAUGAAACAAGGGAUCACCGUUUGGUUAGAUGUGCCUCUCAAAGCUUUGGUAAGGCGGAUUGCUGCUGUAGGGACUGAUUCUUGUCCUCUUUUGCACCAAGAAUCUGGCGAUGCUUACACAAAGGCUGAGAAAGAGGCCUUUGAGGAAGCAAAGAAAGUGAGACGGGCUCAAGAAGAAGAGGCAACUUAA